Oryctolagus cuniculus (rabbit) is the source of this 5863-nucleotide messenger RNA. It is a transcript of the gene ERBB3, whose product is annotated as erb-b2 receptor tyrosine kinase 3. Lineage: Eukaryota; Metazoa; Chordata; Mammalia; Lagomorpha; Leporidae. Gene Ontology annotation, cellular component: signaling receptor complex; plasma membrane; basal plasma membrane. Gene Ontology annotation, molecular function: neuregulin receptor activity; protein tyrosine kinase activity; ATP binding. Gene Ontology annotation, biological process: cell surface receptor protein tyrosine kinase signaling pathway; protein phosphorylation; positive regulation of kinase activity. The record is from RefSeq and is a predicted model, not a curated record.
GCCCCGCGCGGGAGGGGGCGCGGCCGUGACUCACCCGGCUCCCGUGCUCCCCUCCCCUGCCAUCCCGCCCAGGACUCGGGCUCCAGCGCCCGCCUCAGUCUGCAACCGCCGCCGCCGCCGCCGCCCGCUCGCCGGCGGCUCAGGUGGUUCUCGCUUCCAUGUCCUAGUGCAGGGGCCCCCGGGCCGGACUCGGCUGGGCUCCCUUCACCCUCCGCUGGAGUCAUGCGGGGAAGCCGGGCUCUGCAGGUGCUGGGUGUCCUGCUCAGCCUGGCCCGGGGCUCCGAGGUGGGCAACUCGCAGGCAGUGUGUCCUGGGACUCUGAACGGGCUGAGCGUGACUGGCGAUGCCGAGAACCAAUACCAGACACUGCACAAGCUCUAUGAGAAAUGUGAGGUGGUGAUGGGGAACCUGGAGAUUGUGCUCACCGGACACAAUGCUGAUCUCUCCUUCCUGCAGUGGAUCCGAGAAGUGACGGGCUACGUCCUCGUGGCCAUGAACGAGUUCUCUACGCUACCCUUGCCCAACCUCCGAGUGGUGCGCGGGACUCAGGUGUACGAUGGGAAGUUCGCCAUCUUUGUCAUGUUGAACUACAAUACCAACUCCAGCCACGCGCUGCGCCAGCUCCGCUUCACUCAGCUCACCGAGAUUCUGUCCGGGGGCGUUUAUAUCGAGAAGAAUGACAAGCUUUGUCACAUGGACACGAUCGACUGGAGGGACAUCGUGAGGGACCCAGGAGCUGAGAUAGUGGUGAAGGACAAUGGCCGGAGCUGUCCCCCGUGUCACGAGGUCUGCAAGGGGAGAUGCUGGGGUCCUGGACCAGAAGACUGCCAGACACUGACCAAGACCAUCUGUGCCCCUCAGUGUAACGGCCACUGCUUUGGGCCCGACCCCAACCAGUGCUGCCAUGAUGAGUGCGCCGGGGGCUGCUCAGGCCCUCAGGACACCGACUGCUUCGCCUGCCGACACUUCAAUGACAGCGGAGCCUGCGUACCCCGGUGUCCACAACCUCUCGUCUACAACAAGCUGACUUUCCAGCUAGAACCCAACCCCCAUACCAAGUACCAGUACGGAGGGGUUUGUGUGGUCAGCUGUCCUCAUAACUUUGUGGUGGAUCAAACUUCCUGCGUCAGGGCCUGUCCUCCUGACAAGAUGGAAGUGGACAAAAAUGGGCUGAAGAUAUGCGAGCCUUGUGGGGGGCUGUGCCCCAAAGCCUGCGAGGGGACGGGCGCUGGGAGUCGCUUCCAGACUGUGGACUCGAGCAACAUCGAUGGAUUUGUGAACUGCACCAAGAUCCUGGGCAACCUGGACUUUCUUAUCACCGGCCUCAACGGAGACCCCUGGCACAAGAUCCCUGCCCUGGACCCUGAGAAGCUCAACGUCUUCCGCACAGUCCGGGAGAUCACAGGCUACCUGAAUAUACAAUCCUGGCCUCCCCACAUGCACAACUUCAGCGUUUUUUCCAACCUCACGACCAUCGGGGGCAGAAGCCUCUACAACCGGGGCUUCUCUUUGUUGAUCAUGAAGAACUUGAACGUGACGUCUCUGGGCCUCCGAUCCCUGAAAGAGAUUAGUGCUGGGCGUAUCUAUAUAAGUGCCAACCGGCAGCUGUGCUACCACCAUUCUCUGAACUGGACCCGGCUGCUCCGGGGGCCUGCGGAAGAGAGACUGGACAUCAAGCAUAAUCGGCCGCGCAGGGAGUGUGUGGCGGAGGGCAAAGUGUGUGACCCGCUGUGCUCCCCCGGGGGAUGCUGGGGCCCAGGCCCGGGUCAGUGCCUCUCCUGUCGGAACUACAGCCGCGGAGGUGUCUGUGUGACCCACUGCAACUUUCUGAACGGGGAGCCUCGAGAGUUUGCUCAUGAGGACGAAUGUUUCUCCUGCCACCCGGAAUGCCAGCCCAUGGAAGGCACUGCCACGUGCAAUGGCUCGGGCUCCGAUGCUUGUGCCCAGUGUGCCCAUUUUCGAGAUGGGCCCCACUGUGUGAGCAGCUGCCCCAAUGGAGUUCUAGGUGCCAAGGGCCCGAUCUACAAGUACCCGGAUGUUCACAAUGAAUGUCGGCCGUGCCACGAGAACUGCACCCAGGGGUGUAAGGGACCAGAACUACAAGACUGUUUAGGCCAAACACUGGUGCUGAUCAGCAAAACCCAUCUGGCAAUGGCUGUGACAGUAGGAUUGGCAGUGAUCUUCCUGAUUCUGGGGGGCACAUUUCUCUACUGGCGUGGGCGCCGGAUUCAGAAUAAAAGGGCUAUGAGGCGCUACCUGGAACGUGGUGAGAGCUUAGAGCCUCUGGAUCCCAGCGAGAAGGCUAACAAAGUCUUGGCCAGAAUCUUCAAAGAGACAGAGCUGAGGAAGCUUAAAGUGCUUGGUUCCGGCGUCUUUGGAACUGUGCACAAAGGUGUGUGGAUCCCCGAGGGUGAAUCCAUCAAGAUUCCAGUGUGCAUUAAAGUCAUCGAAGACAAGAGUGGACGGCAAAGUUUUCAGGCCGUGACGGAUCACAUGCUGGCCAUCGGCAGCCUGGACCACGCCCACAUCGUACGGCUGCUGGGACUGUGCCCAGGGUCAUCGCUGCAGCUCGUCACUCAAUACCUGCCUCUGGGUUCCCUGCUGGAUCAUGUGAGGCAGCAGCGGGAGUCGCUGGGGCCACAGCUGCUGCUCAACUGGGGCGUACAAAUCGCUAAGGGCAUGUACUAUCUUGAGGAGCACGGUAUGGUGCACAGGAACCUGGCUGCCCGCAACGUGCUGCUGAAGUCAGCCAGUCAGGUUCAGGUGGCAGAUUUUGGUGUGGCUGACCUGCUGCCCCCAGAUGAUAAGCAGCUCCUCCACAGUGAAGCCAAGACUCCAAUUAAGUGGAUGGCUCUUGAGAGUAUCCACUUUGGGAAAUACACACACCAGAGUGACGUCUGGAGCUACGGUGUGACAGUUUGGGAGCUGAUGACCUUCGGUGCAGAGCCCUAUGCAGGGCUGCGAUUAGCAGAAGUACCAGACCUGUUGGAGAAGGGGGAACGGUUGGCACAGCCCCAGAUCUGCACCAUUGAUGUCUACAUGGUCAUGGUCAAGUGUUGGAUGAUUGAUGAGAACAUUCGCCCAACCUUUAAAGAACUAGCCAAUGAGUUCACCAGGAUGGCCCGAGAUCCACCACGGUAUCUAGUCAUAAAGAGGGAGAGUGGGCCUGGAGUACCUCCUGGGGCAGAGCCCUCUGCUCUGACAAACAAGGAACUGGAGGAAGUAGAGCUGGAGCCAGAACUUGACCUAGACCUAGACUUGGAGGCAGAAGAGGACACCCUGGCAACCACACUGGGCUCUGCUCUCAGCCUACCAGUUGGAACUCUUACUCGACCACGGGGGAGCCAGAGCCUGUUAAGUCCAUCAUCUGGAUACAUGCCCAUGAACCAGAGUGUUCUUGGAGAGGCCUGCCAGGAGUCUGCAGUUUGUGGGGGCAGUGAACGAUGCCCUCGUCCGGUCUCUCUGCACCCAGUGCCACGGGGCCGCCUGACCUCCGAAUCGUCAGAAGGUCACGUGACAGGCUCUGAGGCUGAGCUCCCGGAGAAGGUGUCGGUGUGCAGGAGCCGCAGCCGCAGCCGCAGCCCACGGCCAAGGGGAGAUAGUGCCUACCAUUCCCAGCGCCAUAGCCUGCUUACGCCCGUCACCCCUCUUGCCCCGCCAGGAUUGGAAGAAGAGGAUGUCAACGGUUAUGUCAUGCCAGAUACACACCUCAAAGGUACUCCUUCUUCCCGAGAAGGUACUCUUUCCUCAGUGGGUCUCAGCUCUGUCCUGGGUACUGAAGAGGAAGAUGAAGAUGAGGAGUAUGAAUACAUGAACCGUCGGAGAAGGCCCAGCCCAUCUCAUCCCCCUCGGCCCGGCUCCCUUGAGGAGCUGGGCUAUGAGUACAUGGACGUGGGGUCAGACCUCAGUGCCUCCCUGGGCAGCACGCAGAGUUGUCCUCUCAACCCUGUGCCCGUCAUAUCCACUGCUGGCACGACACCAGAUGAGGACUAUGAGUAUAUGAAUCGGCGACGCGGUGCAGGUGGCCCGGGAGGGGAUUACACAGCCAUGGGGGCCUGCCCAGCAGCUGAGCAAGGGUAUGAAGAGAUGCGAGCUUUCCAGGGGCCUGGUCCGCAUGCCCCUAGUGUCCGCUACGCCCGCCUCAAAACCCUCCGCAGUUUAGAAGCCACCGACUCCGCCUUUGACAACCCUGAUUACUGGCAUAGCAGGCUUUUCCCCAAGGCUAACGCCCAGAGAACAUAGCCUCGACUCCUUGAGACACUCGGGGAGCGUCUGAUGGCAGCUAGUGCCUCUAGAGGGUACCCCUCAUCUCCCUACUCCCCCCUCCACAGGUGUCAGCCCCAUUUCUCUAGUCCUAGACAAUUCCAUUCAACCUUUGGAGGCUUUGAAUCCCUUUGACACAAACUUCUUAUGGUUUGUAGCCAACUGUGCACUUUGUUCUCCUUCCCAGCCCCAGGAAGGAGAAGGUUUUCCUACUUUGUGUGCUUUCCCAGGACUCCCUGGAGACAUGAAGGAUUACUCCCCACAUCCCUGUAGCUCAGGCCCCACCUGUUAGUAUGAGGCCCGGAUAUGUGCCUGUUUCAGAGUGUCCUAAGAACACAGGGGCAGAUCUGGCAGAAGAAAGCAAAAACUGGGUACUUUUAACCCCCUGCAAAGGUUGCAGAGCUUAAAGUUCUGUAAAGAGCAGUUAGGAACAGACUAUUACUCUCGGCUCUUCACUGCGGGCCAGGCAGCAAGCGAAACUUUACCUACAUUAUCUCCCUUAAUCCUUUAUACUCCUUACAAUUGUGUGACAGAGAGAUGACCCUGUUUUACACCUAAGUAGUCCCCCCUCCCCCAUCCUCAGGGGAUAAUGUUCCAAGACACCCAGUGAAACCACAGAUAGCACCAAAUGCUGUACUUAAUGCCCUUCCUCCUGAACUCCAUGCACUACGGCCAUAACUUGUGCAUUCCGUGGUGCAACAAGAAAAGUAGCACAGAAUUCCAUGGAUAAAGGAAUCGUCUGCACUGGAGAUCCGGCGACUUCUGCGUACACUUUUGGCUCCUUUACUUACGAAGACGUUCACCUUUUCACUUAACGGAAGCACUUCUCUUUGGUCGAUGUGAAUUGCCUGCAUCACCAUUAAACAAGUAAGGGUUCCUAGAACACAGCCACUUUUGGAUACCACAACAGGAGAUCUGAUAAGCGAGAGUGCUACCGAGGGACUAAGGGCAGUGAGGGACGACUACACUGGACAGAGGAAGAGCAGGAUGGUGCUAAGAUUUCAUCAUGCUACUCAGACUUAUCAAUUGUUGAUUUUCCAUGUAAUUGUUUUGGACUGCAGUUAACCACAGGUAACAAGCUGUGGAAAGACAGCAGAUCAGGGGGACUGAGCCUUAAAGACUGGGUAAAUUAAGCAACAGGUCCAGGUUUCAAAAUCUUCCCAACAGAAUGCACGUGUUCUUACUGUAAGCUGUCAUGGAAAACAGAUAAGUCAGAGAGCCCUUGUAAGGUGCAUUUUACUUGUGUGUGUGUGUUUUUUUUUUUUCUUUGCACUGAAUCAAGUUUAACCCUCCUCUACACCCAGACUUCUCAUCUCAGGAAGUGGUGGGGGUGAGGGGGUAGGAAGGAAAAAUAACUGGAUGUUUUUGCAUAAACCGUAACUCUCGUGAUCACUCCUAAGGGCAGACUCACAAAGGUCCCCAGGCCCACCUGUAGGAGCUGUUCUCCUCCAGUGGUGAGACGCUUCCAGGUGGGAGAGACAGGACCCUGCUUUAGACCUCCAUCCCCUUGGGAGGGGAACUGGGGCAAAUGUCUGUUAUAUCAUUGAAGUGUUUUGUUGUUUUUAUACAUGUCUGAAUAAAAAUGCCAAAGUUUUUUUCA